Anopheles marshallii is the source of this 2136-nucleotide messenger RNA. RefSeq lists its product as uncharacterized. Gene Ontology annotation, cellular component: stereocilium tip; stereocilia ankle link complex; cilium. The record is from RefSeq and is a predicted model, not a curated record. Gene Ontology annotation, molecular function: protein binding. The transcript is spliced from 4 exons. Bases 1 to 2136 code for a protein of 711 amino acids. Lineage: Eukaryota; Metazoa; Arthropoda; Insecta; Diptera; Culicidae. Gene Ontology annotation, biological process: rhabdomere development.
AUGGUGGACUGCUGUAAUACUCGUACGCCCGCCCCGACCGGGGCCACCAUCACGACCGCACUACCUUCCACCUUUCGGGCGGGAAAAGCACGUCCGACGCGCGAAAAGUCCACACUGCACAAAUCGUUGGGCGAAGGGACGGAUGCGGGACAGCAGGGGCGCGUACGGACGGUGCGGCUGGUACGACCACACCAGGGCUACAACCAUCGAAACCUACCGAUCACGGGCAGUAACUUUGGAUUUUCGAUACGCGGCGGACUGGAGUACGGUACCGGGUUCUUCGUCUCGGCGAUAGAACGUGACUCCGAGGCGGAUCGGCAAGGAUUGAAGGUUGGCGAUCAGAUUAUACGUGUGAACGGAUAUCAGGUGGAGGAUGCAGUUCACCGAGAGUUGGCACAGUUCAUCGCCAACCAGGAGCGACUCAUCAUGAAAGUGCGCGGACUGGGCAUCUUGCCGAUCAAAGAACGUACAGCGGAUCCUCUCACUUGGCAUGUGGUAUCGUUUGGCGUUUCGCGCGACAAACAGGAUGCGCUUCUGCUUGAGGAACCGUGUGGUGGGCGUGAUCUGAAGGUGAUCCUCUCCGUGGCACCCCGCACCAAGCUGGGCUGUGGUAUUUGCAAGGGACCCGAAUGGAAACCGGGCAUAUUCGUGCAGUUCACUAAAGAAGGGGGCGUAGCGCGCGAGGCCGGACUACGGCCCGGUGAUCAGAUUCUGUCCUGCAACGGGCACAGCUUCGCCGAAGCAUCCUUUGGUGAGGCGGUCGCGGUAAUGAAGUCCUCCCACGUGCUGGAACUCGUGGUGCGACCGAGCGCUGGGUUGGACCUGUUCCCGGGUGAGUCCAGCGGAUACAAUAGUUCCGCGAGCAGUGUCAAUGGGGAUCAGAGUCCUUGCUGGGGCGAUCAAACUUCCAAGCGGUUGAGCAUCGUCCGUGAAGAGUCUAUUUCGCACGAUCGACGUCGGCUUGCGGAGGUACCGGCGGUGCUGGAACAUCCAACCGGCCCUGAUAGUCAAUCUGCUGCCCCUCCUCCACCACCACCACAACCCCGGCCCAGUCAGGAACCGCAACAACAACAACAACAACAGGUGCUCCAGCAGUCAAGGGGCACAUUGGCCGGACCGACACGCAAGAAGAACACCACCAUAAUCGAGUUCUCCGAGCGAGGUGCGAUCGUGAACCCUGAAGCGAAACAGAGUGAAACGAAAACGAUCAUUGUCGAGGUGCACCGGAGCGCAUCGGCCGGCUCGAUGGUGGACGAUGAGUCGGGCACUGGGGCAGCGUCGGGCACGAUCAUUCCACCUCCUCCGCCCCUGUUCGCUGACGCUGUCGCGUCCAGUUCGCAACCAACGACAAAUUCGACCACGGUCUCAAGCACACCAGCUCCGGAACAAGCGUCCACGGCAGCUGCAGCCGCCGCAGCAGCAGCUCACAGCUUGAGCAAUGCGAUAUCGGACGAACUUCGCCGACGAGCUCAGAAGAAAGCAGCUCCCGGGGGAAUGGAUCCCGCUACCGGACCGGCUGCAGCACUGACCGAGCUAGAGAACCGGCUGAAAGAGAAGAAUGUACGGUUGCGCCCGGUAACGAUGGCCAUAUCUGACGAACGGCACACGGCACUGAUGGACGAGUUCCGAGCCGUACAUAAGCGAAUGUUCAAGAACGGGUUCGAUAACGCGGAACUGAAGAAACAAACUACAAAACCAUCCGCAAACAAUGCGGACCAGAACCAUCCCACCCACGGGGACACCGGUGGCAAUGGUACGAGAAAAUCACCCAAAGGAACGAUGGGUCGGGUCGCUGCGUCCGAGAUGGCGAAAGCGAGCGGUGACAGCGCCGAGCUGGAAUCGAUCGAAUCGUUCAAGCUGAACAAUCCGCAACCUCCGCCGGUGCGCCCACCUUCUUACUACUUCUGUCCGCAGGCAACCGGUCCGCCGACAAUGAAGAAAUCCCAAAAACCGAUCGCCGUCACGAUCAGCGAGUAUGCGACGAGUGCGGCACGCACGGAAGAACCAACCAAAUCGACACGCUUCGAUUUUGGGCAACUCCGUUCGGUGACGGAAGCGAUUGCCGGAGGUGUUGGACCGGUGGCUGGCAUCAAGGACGCAUCCUCGAACCGACAACGUCACGCACCGAUGACGUAA